AUGAGCACCGAUGAUGUAAAGAACUACAAGCUGCAGGCCCGGCUGCCGGUGGCACCCAAAAGCCCGCUCAGGACCCAGUCCUCGUCAACCAUCCGCGUAGCCAAGCGUACAGUGCCUCGAACGGACGGCACUGCUGAUAGGGCUGCGAUGAGGCCGCCCAGCGUGGGUAAGUUGAUUGAAAGGCGGAAAGCUGAUCCCGAGACAGGGGAGGUUAGGGUUCUUCAGCGAUUCAAGCAGACGAACUUCCUCGGCAAGGGAGGCUUUGCCAAGGUGUACACUGUGAUCGAGCAAGACACGCAAGAGAUCUACGCCGCUAAGGUGAUUGCGAAGUCUUCUCUGCAGAAGAAGCGCACGAAGGACAAGCUUGCGAGCGAGAUUAGAAUCCAUUCCAUGCUCAAGCACAAGCACAUCGUCAAGUAUGUGAUGUUUUUCGAAGAUUCGACAUCUUGUUACAUCUUGAUGGAGCUGUGCAACAACAAGAGCUUGGCGGACUUGAUCAAGGCGCGCAGGCGGUUAACGGAGCCCGAGGUGAGGUUUUACAUGAUGCAGCUGCUGGAGGCUGUCUCCUACAUGCACAGCAAGCGCGUGAUUCAUCGCGAUCUGAAGCUGGGCAAUAUCUUCCUCAACGACGACCUCCACAUCAAGAUCGGCGACUUUGGCUUGGCCACCCGGCUCCAGCACGAGAACGACCGACGGAGGACUCUCUGUGGCACGCCGAACUAUAUCGCCCCCGAGAUCCUGGAGCGUGGCGACAAUGGACACAGCUACGAGGCCGACAUCUGGAGCGCGGGUGUCAUCUUGUAUACUCUCCUCAUCGGCAAGCCUCCAUUCGAAACGAACUGCGUACAGGCCACGUACAAGCGCAUCAAGGAGAACGAUUACGCCUUCCCCGAAGGUGUAGAGAUCUCGCACAGCGCCAAGAGCCUCAUCCGAAAGAUUCUCACGUCGAUCCCCGAGGAGCGCCCGACGCUGCAGGAGAUCAUGAGCGACGAGUUCUUCAACAGCUACAUCCCUCACUCUCUCCCAGUCUCUGCUCUCUCGACCAUCCCCACCUUCUCCUCGUCCCGCAUGGCCCAGGACGCCAGCGGAGCUCCUCGCCUCCCUCUCAACGACAGAACGAACACGCUCACAAGCACGGUGCCCGGAGGUAAGGAGAAGAAGAAGGUGGAGGACGUCAUCGCCGAGGCCAAGGCCCAGAUCGCGCUGGCCACCAAGCCCAUGUCUGCGCACCCGCUCCCGAUCGCAAGGGCCGUCGCGACGCACAUCGUCACCAGCCCGGCCGGCGACAUCGCCGACAUCUUCGAUACGAAGAAGGCCAAGCACGCAGCACAGCCCGAGGAGUUCGGGAUUGAGAAUCGUGAGCCCGGCGCUCUGUCCACCACCGACGCCAUGGUCGCCGACAGCAUGGGCACCCGCAAGAGGCUGAGGUCUCCCUUCAGGAAUGCCAGCAUCGCCGACAAGAGCCCCACCAAGCAGAGAGCCCGUCGCUCGCACCUCAACCCCAUGUCUACGUGCAAGCGAUUGAUCGACGACUUUGAAGGCAAGGAGGAGGAGAAGAAGGACGCCCUCGUGGCGGUGGAGACCGAUAAGUCGUCGAGGCAGGCCGAGAACGAUGACGAGGACAACACCAACACCAACACCAACAAGAAGAACCAACGUUGCGAACAGAACGAGGAGAACGACAUGGACGAAGAGGACGAGGAGGCCGACGAGCGGGUGACGAUCCGCGUGCACAGGACGCUCACCGAGAGUUUUGCGCGCCUCACGAUGGCCGACCGUACCGAGGCCACCCUGGACGGCGUGUCUCGGGCGCCCGCCACGCUGGCCUCGAUCACCCACCUCAACGCGUUCGACGACAUCAAGAACGGGCUGGUCUACGGUGAGGGCGAGAACAGCAACGUGUGCUGGGUGCGCAAGUGGUUCGAUAUCUCGGAUCGAUACGGCCUGGCCUACCAGCUUCAGGACGGAUCGAUCGGCGGCUACUUCAACGACAGGACCUCGAUUAUGCGAAGGUGUGCCGAGCCCGACACCGGCUCCGGGUGGAAGAUGGAGAACGAGUUCGUCUACAUGUCCUACAAGAGCACUCGGAGGGGCAAGCGACAACACACGGAGCGCUAUUCGAUGGACAAGUUCCCGCAGGAGCUCUACAAGAAGGUGCAGUUGCUGAAGUACUUCCAGAAGCUCUUUGACAAGGAGAACAAGUCUACUUCCACGCUGGUUGACCUCGCCCCCGAGGAGUACGAGAGGACGCGCUCGGCGCGAAGCUCUGUGCUCCACGUCGACCGCUGGUUCAGGAGGAAGCACGCCACCUUCUUCCGCCUCAGCAAUCGCAUCGUUCAGGUCAACUUUACGGACGAGUCGAAGGUCAUCCUCUCGUCGGACGGCAAGAUGGUGACGUACGUCGACAAGCAGGGCGAGGUGCACGUGCAGACGUUGGAGGCCAUCGUCCUCAACCCCAAUCCGUCGAUCAUCAACAGGCUCAAGUACACGCGCGACAUCCUGGGCGAUCUCCUCCGCACAAAGGAGUCCCGGAGCUCCAGCAGCAACGACUUUUAA
Messenger RNA from Acanthamoeba castellanii str. Neff, 2556 nucleotides. Its product is annotated as protein kinase domain containing protein. The transcript is spliced from 11 exons. The record is from RefSeq and is a predicted model, not a curated record. Bases 1 to 2556 code for a protein of 851 amino acids. Gene Ontology annotation, cellular component: spindle pole; nucleus; centrosome. Gene Ontology annotation, biological process: mitotic cell cycle; regulation of cytokinesis; protein phosphorylation. NCBI's taxonomy places the organism in Eukaryota, Discosea, Longamoebia, Acanthamoebidae. Gene Ontology annotation, molecular function: ATP binding; protein binding; protein kinase activity.